Molecule: messenger RNA, 834 nt
Organism: Colletotrichum acutatum
Lineage: Eukaryota; Fungi; Ascomycota; Sordariomycetes; Glomerellales; Glomerellaceae
Product: family 11 glycosyl hydrolase
Exons: 4
Coding region: 1-834 (277 amino acids)
Biological process (GO): xylan catabolic process
Cellular component (GO): extracellular region
Molecular function (GO): cellulose binding; hydrolase activity, hydrolyzing O-glycosyl compounds
Source: RefSeq, a predicted model, not a curated record
AUGGUCACUUUCAACUCACUUUUCCUGGCGUUCGCCUCCGUGGCCAGUGUUCUCUCUGCUCCCGGAGAGCUGAUGAAGCGCCAGUCAACUCCUUCGUCUACUGGAACAAACAACGGCUACUAUUACUCUUGGUGGACUGACGGUGGAUCUCAAGUUACUUACACCAAUGGUGCAGGUGGACAAUACAGCGUCGUCUGGCAAACUGGUGGUAACUUUGUUGGAGGCAAAGGCUGGAACCCCGGUGGACCGAGAACUAUCACGUAUUCUGGCAGCUACAACCCGAACGGUAACAGUUACCUCGCGAUCUACGGCUGGACUAGGAACCCCCUGAUCGAGUAUUACAUCGUCGAGUCCUUCGGUACUUACAACCCUUCCAGCGGGGCUACCAAGAAGGGUACCGUCACCAGUGAUGGUGGCACCUACGACAUCUACGUUAGCACGCGGACCAACGCCCCUUCCAUCGAUGGCACAAAGACCUUUCAGCAGUAUUGGUCCGUCCGCCAGACUAAACGCGUGGGCGGAACAGUCACGACCGGCAAUCACUUCAAUGCCUGGGCCCAGGUGGGCUUGAACCUCGGCACUCAUGACUACAUGAUCGUUGCCACGGAAGGAUACUUCAGCAGCGGCUCUUCCACAAUCACUGUCGGUGCAUCGGAUGCUGGUGGUGGCGGCACAAGCCCGCCUGUGACUAGCCCUCCGCCCAGCAGCGGCGGUGAUGGAACUUGUGCUGCGAAGUGGGCUCAAUGCGGAGGAUCUGGCUUUACCGGACCGACUUGCUGCCAAUCUGGGUCCACAUGCCAAGCGUCGAACCAGUGGUACUCUCAAUGCCUGUAA